Messenger RNA from Kalmanozyma brasiliensis GHG001, 4959 nucleotides. RefSeq lists its product as uncharacterized. The record is from RefSeq and is a predicted model, not a curated record. The coding region runs from base 1 to 4959 and encodes 1652 amino acids. NCBI's taxonomy places the organism in Eukaryota, Fungi, Basidiomycota, Ustilaginomycetes, Ustilaginales. The transcript has a single exon.
AUGGCCGCGACUUCCUCGCAGGAGGACCGCGUCGGGCCUCUGUCCAACAACAGGCGGAGAGGAUGGGUCAUCGCCAGCGAGGACGGCACGGAUGCUCCAAGACCGACCAGCUUCGAUGCGCGAGCCAGUGCAGCGGCUUGGAACAAAGGCAAAGGCCCUUCGCAGGCAUCCAUACCAUCGAGAGCAUCGUCCUUGACAGCAGCUUCGGCGCCAUCUCCGACCCUACCCAGCGAGCCUUUGAAACCAGAUGAGACACAAGCGUCGUCCGCGAGUCCACCUUCACCAAAUGUCGACAGCACGCCAGUCGCGCCGGUGCCGCCACCACGCAUCCCAUCCUCCAGUAUGAGCCACAACAGAGAUGCGUCUUCCAGCACAACGACCGAGGGCGAGUCAAGCAACGGCAAACGACGACCAUCACCACCUUUGCUAGUACCGCCAAAGCAGACAUUCAGAAAAGUCCCUUCCACCCGCGUCUUGCCAGCGUCCGCGUUAAGUGACCACCAAAAGUUCAUGGCUGCUGCCAGAACAUCUCCUUCUGGCACCGCAUCAUCGUCCGCUUCGGGACCAUCAUCAUCACGUUCGCCUCGGGCAAACGCAGCCCUUCGCAGCGAUCUGGCAAAGCUGGCAGCGAGUCGGAGGGCCCAGAGCUCUUCGUCAUCUAGUACUGCGACGACUUCGUCGGUUGCUACCGUGACCGAAUCAAGCCCAAGUCGAGCGACCUCUCAUCCAGCCUCCGUGGAUCCACUCGGAAAGGGAAAGGGGAAGGAAGUUCCGCAAAGCCCACUUCAAAGGGAUGUAGAAGGCUUCUUCAGCUCGAGUGGGAAGGUAAGAGGGAUGGCUAGUGCUUACGAUGGCACCCACCAUCGACAGCGAAGCGAGGAAGACCCAUCAUCAGCAGCAGGAUCUUCAGCAUCGAAUCAGCAAGCGCCACCAACACACGUCCCGCCGAAGCCUUCGCUCACCUCCUUGGUAAAUCCGUUGCCCCCAUUGAGCGAAAUGUCGGCCAACUCAGACAUCGAAGAUGCGCCAUCUCCCACAUCCGACCCACCCCCCCCUUCCGAAGGGGACAGUGCGACUCCAUCAGCGACAAAGCUAGGCAAGAGGCGCGAAAGCUUGCAGAUCGAGGUGCCGCCUCCGCCUCCGCAGUUCAAAGACAGAUACCCAUCCAUUCUCGUCGACUCGACGCACGCCAGUGACUCGGAAGCGAGCGGUACAAGUACCGGAGGACAGCGUCGCAGGCGCCGAAGAAGCACCGCUUCGAUGAGCAACAAGCUAGGAGGGGACGCCGAGGACCUCGACGACGACGAGUAUGCGGACGACGACUCCAGCUGGCCAUCCACCCCCUCCACGACGCCGCUCGAGGCGUACUUUCCCUCGGAGGACGCUCGGACAAAUUCAGCCCGGAGAACGAUGCAGACCACGCAGGAGAUCAUCGCACCCAAUGCGGGCGCGCUUGGGAUGGGCAGACCCAUGGUCGUCGUGACGAGUCCGAGCACAGCCUCCGAGGUGUCAUCGGACCGACGAUCGAGCUCAGGCUCUGGCUCUACGUCGGAUCGCACCUACUCCUCAUCGCCCCCUGCCGUGGCCAGUAUCGCCCUUGCACCGGCGCUAACCAAGAUCGAAGAGGACCCUGCCACCAAGGCCGACACCGAGGCUCCGGCAACAGCACCACUAAAGUCCCUCUCCUUUGAGAUCCCAGCGGUGCCUCGCACACGCGCUUCGGAGGAGAACCUGCCGAUCGCGACGCCUGUGCGGUCCCCGUCUCGUGCGAUGGCGUUCCUGGCCAAGAUGAACCCCAGCAAGUCAUCGAACCGUAGCAGCGUCGACUCUGCAGCGGUCAGUCGACCUUCUCCCACUGCAGCAUCGGCGGAAGCGGCCAAGCGUAUAUCGCUGGACAAUCAUCAACGCACUUCUGCGGAUCAGCGUCGCUCGGUGGAGCUGCGUCCGAUUCUUCUGAACUCGACACCCCGACCUGUCGUAGCCGAAGCGCCCGCUGCUGCCCCGGUCGCCACUGGGUCUGACGUGACUGCCGAGCAGUUGCAGCAGCGUCGUCGAUCCAUUGGCCGAGCCGCCGUUCGUCGCAACGUCGUUCCUUAUCAUUCUCGCCGCGGUUCCGAGGCUUCCGUUACCUCCUCGGUCGACUCUCAUAAGGCGCACGAGCGCGUGUCGUUCGACAAGGUGACUUUCGACCCGAAAUCGAGCCCUGCCUCGCAAGUCACGGCGCUGACGAUGGAGUCGCCAGCGAUCGCUCAUCAGAAACUGGUUUCGCGUCCGCGCCAUGACCCCGCACCCGCACCUGCUGACAGCAUCGACCAUCGUGCCACGUCCGCAACCACACCUAAGGACCGCUUUGCCGCUUCGAUGCCUUCUCUGCGUCAGCCUGCGACCAUUGAGCCAUCGGUCGACCGACGCUCGCCCUCAGACGCAGAAACAGACAGUCGUCCCUCAGCCAUACGAUUGCUCGUCGACGGCCAUAAGGGCAGGAUGACGAGGGAUAAUGAUUCGAUCGCUGAGUGGAUCUCGGUGUCGGUCAACGACCUGCCGCUACCAAAUGUCAGCGGUGCGUACGGCAACGGUGGCGCAGGUCACUUCUCCAACGAGAAGCAGCAGCAGGGCAAGAAGCAGAAGAAGAACAAGCCGUGGAAACUGGGCCGAUUUGCAGCAUCGGAGGUCGUCUUGCCGCCCAAGGUCACAUCCACCUCUUCGGUAGUCCCGUCCAAGCGAAGGUCGGCCUCGUUCGUCAAGCGCUCGCCCUCUGAGGAGGUCAACGCAGCACCUCGAACGAGUCGAGAGUCGACAACGUCGCCCAACAAAGGCCCGUUCAUGCGCAACCUUGGCUUUACCACCGCCAACCGCAACGUCAUCCUGCAGAACUUGUGUGCCGAACGGUCCAUCUCUGCUCUGGCCGCAUCGACCAUCCACAUCGCGGGGAAUGGCCGGAUUCACGUACCGCAGCCUAGCCCGUUGCCGGCGAGGAAGACGAAGGCGAAACUGAAGGCGACCAAACAGAAGAACCAAAUGCAGAGCAGCCAGGAACCACCAACGGUCCCCGUGGUAGCGGCAUCGAGCGAGUCGCACCGACCAUCUCACAAUGCCGAGAAAUCGCAGGACGCAUACCUCAAUGCGUCGAAAGACCACCGCAUGGGCUACAAUCUCAGCAAUGCUGCUGGAGGCACGGUCAAGUCGAUGGCGCCCGAAUUGGGAGACUGGUCGGGCUCUUCGCGACACGAACUCGGCUCGAGCGAAGAGGUGAUGGUGGAGGAGGAGCGACCCUUCAGAGAUUACGAGGACGAAGGCUCGGACCUGUUCGACUCGGAUCGAUCCGAGUCUGUUUCCGAUAGCGAGUCAGAAGAAGAGAUGGACUACGACGAGGAGGACGCCGAAGUGCCCGUGCGCUUCGGUCAGCGUGUCAACCUCUCCAACCGAGCCGGAUCUGGGUUCUAUUCGGCGCAGACGCAGACGCAGACGCAGAUCGUCGAGCAACUUCCGACAACGGUCAAAGCAGCGCCCGACGAAGCUCCUCGAAGCGGCAAUGCAAACGACAGCAAGAUCGUGCCAUCUACGAGCUUCGAGCGACUGGCUCCUGGCACUGUGAUGCUGCAUGGCAACGACUUGCGCAUCUGCGUCGAGGAUGGGGAGGUUUCUAGCCGCACCGCUCGUCCUUUGGCGUUUUGGAAGGCGGUCGAGGUGCAACAGCCACAGACACCGGCGCCAACCGAGAAUCAGAUCCGUCGACAGCCUUCGAGCAAGGCCAUGAAGCUCGAGCAAGAGGUAGCUACGGGCAUCUUUGCGGCCUUCGUGGGCAACCGCAGCCCAAGGAGGCAGGCUCAGCGAUCCAGCGUGGAUCUGUCUAGCAAAGCGGACCAAAGCUCGUCCGAGAAGCGAUCUGCCUCAACGUUCGACGCGAGGGAACUGCUUGUGUCCAAGGUGAACAAGAGCACGUUUUCCGUGCGGAGCGAAACGCGCACAACCAGUGCUGGGACGGAGCAGGUGAUCGAGAUCAUCCGUCGCCAUGCUCCGCGUGGUGCUAGUCACACGACCCAGCCUUCGGAAUCGUCGCGAGCAAGCGUGCCAUCCCACCGGCUGGAGCGUGCCUUCCCAUCGCCUCUUCACUCGAGCCACGACUUGACGCACGACCGAUCGCGAUCGAACCGCACCGAUGCAUCGCUAGCAACACUCGAGGACGCCGCCGAGCGAACCCGAAUCCACAUCCAGCAGAAAGUAGGUCGAGGCUUCACGGCUCGUUUCCAAAAUCGGGAGGGUCAGCAGUGGACGUGGCAAGGAAGCAAGGUGGAGGCAUCUGUGCUAUCGCCAAGGAAAGACUCCAGCGGCAACAGCGCGCUCGACAUGCUGGAAGGAUAUGAUCUGAACCUGCAUACCGUCGAUGGUUCCCAGACGAUCGAGCUGGCGACGUAUACAGCUGAUUCGCAGGUGCGCAACGCGUUGGGACUGUUCAAGCCAAGGACCAAGAGCGUGCCCAAGCCGCUGCCCGAGGAUGUGUCGAGCAUCGGUGCUCCCGUGCUCCCACCGGCUCAGGUGGUGCCGCUGGCCAUCCCGGUUCGGGGAGGAGCAGGAGGGGUCGGGAGAGGCGAGCCACAGAUUCCGCUGCGAGGCAUCCGGGGGGGUCCGCUUCUCCGAUCACAACCGACGGCAGCCGGAAGCGCGGCCCGCGGUCAUGGAUUGUGGCAGCACCAGAGGGCAGUGGUCUCAAACGAGGCGGUGGUGCAAGUGCACAACAAUGCUGUCCAAAACGUCAGGGCCUCGCUGCUCCUCCAUGGUGGCGGAACGAAUGCUGAGACGGGAUCAACGCCCAUUUCGAGGGACACUGCGGGAUCGCCCACCGAGGAGACGGCAGGAAACAAGAAGAUGGGCGUGCUCAGCUUUUCUGCGGUCGAGUCGCUGGACCGAGACUUGGUGGUGCUGACGCUCUUGGCGGUCAUGGGCGUAGCCAAGGUGUGA